UCUCCAGAAAACAAAUAUUGGUAGCUGUACGGUUACUAAAGUGAACAGAUAUAGAGCUCGAAAAGGUGUUUUAUUUUGUACAGCGAAUUGGAAAUUCCCUUCACUUGCAAAAUGAAGUUUGUCAGGUUUCUUAUGAAGAACGCUGCUUUGGCCAAUGUGCCAAAGCACAUUGACCAUUUCUCCAAAUUCUCCCCAUCGCCUUUGUCAAUGAAGCAGUUUUUGGAUUUCGGUUCCACUAACGCCUGUGAGAAGACCUCGUUUGCCUUCCUUCGGCAAGAGCUCCCUGUCCGGUUGUCAAACAUCAUGAAGGAGAUUAACCUUCUACCUGAUCGCUUGCUAACCACACCGUCUGUACAGCUGGUCCAAAGCUGGUACAUCCAGAGUCUCAUGGAGAUCCUGGACUUCCUGGACAAGAGCCCCGACGACCACCGCGCCUUAGAAACAUUUGUGGAGACCCUGGAGACCAUCCGGAACAGACACAAUGACGUGGUGCCCACCAUGGCCCAGGGCAUCAUCGAGUACAAAGACGCCUUCGGACAGGACCCGGUCACCAGCCAGAACAUCCAGUACUUUCUGGACCGCUUCUACAUGAGCCGCAUCUCCAUACGCAUGCUCAUCAACCAGCACUCUCUUAUUUUCGACGGGAACACCAACCCAGCCCACCCCAACACCAUAGGCUGCAUCGACUCCCAGUGUGAUGUCACAGAGGUUGUCCGAGACGCCUAUGAGAGUGCUAAGAUGCUAUGUGAGCAGUACUACCUAGGCGCACCUGAGCUGGAUUUGACGGAGGUCAACGCCAACUGCCUCAGAGAACCCAUCCAAAUCUCCUACAUCCCCUCCCAUCUCUACCACAUGCUGUUUGAACUCUUCAAGAAUGCCAUGAGAGCCACCGUCGAGAACCACGAAGCCCACGGCUCUCUCCCCGCCAUCAGAGUCAUGGUCACCCUCGGCGGAGAGGACCUGUCAAUCAAGAUGAGUGACAGAGGUGGUGGAGUUCCCUUCCGGAAGAUCGAUAGGCUCUUCAGCUACAUGUACUCCACUGCUCCCAGGCCCAACUUCGGGGACCACCAGAGAGCCCCACUGGCUGGUUUCGGCUACGGUCUCCCCAUCUCGCGCCUGUACGCUCGCUACUUCCAGGGCGACCUCCAGCUCUUCUCCAUGGAGGGCCACGGCACAGACGCAGUCGUCCACAUGAAGGCCCUGUCGACAGACUCAGUGGAGAGGCUUCCGGUGUUCAACAAAACGGCGCUGCGCCACUACAAGGUGAACCUGGAGGCCGACGACUGGUGCGUCCCCAGCAGGGAGCCUCUAAACCUCGCCGUCUACCGGGCCUCCAAGUGAGGCUGCGACCUCACGCAACCCCCCCCCCCCUGACCAAGAGGCCCGGCUCCCGCUGGGCACGAUGGGACCAUUAUGCCGAAGGGCGCCGGCGCCCCCCCCCCCCCUCCUUGAUUGGACAGCUUUAGCCCCCCGUGAACAGUCAUGGUUUCCUGUUUCGGGGGAACCUCGCUUUCUUGUCGUUGAGUUGUGUGCCUGUGAUGCGAGGUUGAAAGAUAGAGCCAGUACCUUAGAAGGCCAUUGUCCAAAGUGACACUAGAGUCAACAGCAACCCUAGCAAGUUCAAAUGUGAGGCAUAUUGUGGGCAGUAGGAUGAGGGUAGUCCAACCAGGCCAAGGCCCCCAGAGCAGGAACUUCAUAUCCCAGAUAGAGAGGCUGGAGGUGGGCAUGGUAGACCCAGGAAACAGUCCUGAUCCUGGGGAGAUGGAUGGUCAGAGACAUGGGAAGGUAAGAAGUGCUUUCGUUUCGGAUGG
Osmerus eperlanus (European smelt) is the source of this 1811-nucleotide messenger RNA. RefSeq names its product pyruvate dehydrogenase (acetyl-transferring) kinase isozyme 2, mitochondrial-like. Gene Ontology annotation, biological process: regulation of glucose metabolic process; protein phosphorylation. The record is from RefSeq and is a predicted model, not a curated record. Gene Ontology annotation, cellular component: mitochondrion. Gene Ontology annotation, molecular function: pyruvate dehydrogenase (acetyl-transferring) kinase activity. The transcript is spliced from 11 exons. NCBI's taxonomy places the organism in Eukaryota, Metazoa, Chordata, Actinopteri, Osmeriformes, Osmeridae. The coding region runs from base 112 to 1341 and encodes 409 amino acids.